UUUGCAGUGUCACUCCUGUUUGAAAUCAUGGAAAAUGGGAAUAUCACCACAUAUUUCAUUCUCCUAGGACUCUUUAACACCACCAGAAUGCACCAGUUUCUGUUUGCGAUGGUUCUGACGAUUGCUUUCACCUCUGUAGUGGGCAAUGCCCUUGUGCUUCUCCUGAUUUACAGGGACCGCCAGCUCCACACACCCAUGUACCUCCUCCUGAGCCAACUCUGCCUCAUGGAUCUGAUGCUGGCUUCCACUACUGUGCCCAAAAUGGCUGCUGACUACCUGACUGGAACGAAGUCCAUCUCCUCUGCUGGGUGUGGGUUGCAGAUUUUCUUCUUCGUUACUCUGAGUGGUGGAGAGUGUUUCCUCCUGGCUGCCAUGUCUUAUGACCGCUAUGUGGCUAUUUGCCAUCCACUAAGAUACUCCAACCUCAUGAGCUGGCAGUUUUGCCUGAGAAUGACUUCGGGGUGUUGGUUCCUGGGAGCAGCUGAUGGACUCAUGCAAGCUGUUGUUGCCUUGAGCUUCCCAUUUUGUGGUGUACACGAGAUUGAUCAUUUCUUCUGUGAGGCUCCCAUGUUGAUGCGCUUGGCUUGUGCUGAUACAUCUGUCUUUGAGUAUGUCAUGUACAUCUGCUGUGUGUUAAUGCUCCUGGUUCCCUUUUCCAUCAUCCUGACCUCCUACAGUCGCAUCCUCACUGCUGUUCUGCAAAUGCAUUCUAUGGAAGCCAGCAAGAAGGCCAUUGCCACCUGUUCGUCACAUUUGGCUGUUGUAGGACUCUUUUAUGGAGCUGUCAUUUUUAUCUACAUGAGACCCAAAUCCUACAGGUCAGCUGACCACGAUAAGGUGGUUUCAGCAUUCUACACUAUCUUCACCCCUGCAUUCAACCCCCUCAUCUACAGUCUGAGGAACCAUGAUGUCAAGGGAGCCCUGAGGAAGUGGAUGGGCCAGUGUGCUGCCUUAAAUCGUUAUUAG
Messenger RNA from Cynocephalus volans (Philippine flying lemur), 966 nucleotides. RefSeq names its product olfactory receptor 2T8-like. Bases 28 to 966 code for a protein of 312 amino acids. The record is from RefSeq and is a predicted model, not a curated record. The transcript has a single exon. Gene Ontology annotation, molecular function: G protein-coupled receptor activity; olfactory receptor activity. Gene Ontology annotation, biological process: detection of chemical stimulus involved in sensory perception of smell; G protein-coupled receptor signaling pathway. NCBI's taxonomy places the organism in Eukaryota, Metazoa, Chordata, Mammalia, Dermoptera, Cynocephalidae. Gene Ontology annotation, cellular component: plasma membrane.